AAUAUUAAAAGAGACAAACAUUAAAAUUAGUAUUGAAUUACAUGUGCAACUGAUCAAAGCACUACAUAAACUUGGAGAACAGAGAUAUUUCUAGUGUUAUAAGAAAUGGACUUCAACGGUGACCGUUACUAUAAUCUGAAUCGUAUUUUACUGUCAACUAUUGGCUUAUGGCCGCAUCGUUAUAUUACGUUGAGGCAAAUCCAGUUCGUUGUGUUAUCAUUUAUUCUAAUAUCAGUAACAUUUCCUCAGUUAACAAAAAUAAUUAUGGCGACAAACGAUGUGGAUCUCAUCAUAAGAAUUUUAGCAACCGCUUUGCCAUUCAUGUUAUUUACUGUAAAAUAUAUUACUUUUUAUGUAGUUGCAGAAAAUAUAACAGAAUUAAUGCUACAAAUUCAAAAUGAUUGGAACGCUUUGAGAGAUAAUUACGAACUUGAAAUAAUUCAUCAAUAUGCAAAAGCGGCACGACUAUUCACUGCAAGUAUAGCAACAUUGAUUUACGUAUCUUUAAUCGUGGUUAUGUGCAUUCAGUAUGUGCCAAGUUUCCUUGACAUCAUAGUGCCAUUAAAUGAAUCUCGGCAUGUCGAGUUGUUAUUUGAAGUUGAAUAUUUUCUCGAUCCAGAGAAAUAUUAUCACACAAUUCAAUUUCACUUAGACGUAGGACUUUUCUUUGCCGCAAUGACAAUCCUGUCUACCGAAUCAUUUUGUUUAUCACUUGCCAUACACGCAUUUGGCAUGUUUAAAAUAACUAGUUAUCGUAUGGAGCGUAUAAUCGAUAAAAGUGAAUCGAAUACUUUCAUGGGAAAGCAUUGCCCCUUUCACGACAAUAUAAUAACUGCUGUAAAUAGUCACAGGAGGGCAAUUCAAUUUUCUGAAAUUGUCAAAUCAACUUUUGCGGUACCUUAUUUGGCUUUAAUAUUGCUUGGAGUAACUUCAUCGAGCGUGAGUCUAUUUCUGCUCUUCCAAGUAAUAACGACGUCGAGUACAGUAGAAGAUUUAAUAAAAUCUAUUAUAAUGGUAAUAUGCCAUUUUGUCUAUAUGUUUGCAACUAAUUACGCUGGACAAAAAUUUAUAGAUUACGAUGCUGAUGUUUACAGAAAGAUAUGCAGUAUACAGUGGUACGAGGCACCUUUGAGAACACAGAAGCAGAUAUUAUUUAUUAUUCAGAAAACUAUAAAAAGUUAUCGUGUAGAUGUCGGUGGCUUAUAUAGCCCAUCGUUAGAAGGUUUCACAAUGCUUGCAAGUACGUCACUCUCUUAUUUUACUGUUCUUUGUUCAACAAAGAAACAAUAACUUAUCACAACACUACUUAUUGAGAUGGCAGAUUGCUGUAAUGUUUUAAGAUAAAGCUUGGGAUGACAACGAAUAAAAUAGCUAAAUAAAGACACCGUUAUUAAAGAUAUCUUAACAGUCAUACAGGGUGUCUGUGUUGAUACGUGCCCUUACGAAAAAUGGUGGU
This is a messenger RNA of Vollenhovia emeryi, 1456 nucleotides long. RefSeq names its product odorant receptor 63a-like. The record is from RefSeq and is a predicted model, not a curated record. Lineage: Eukaryota; Metazoa; Arthropoda; Insecta; Hymenoptera; Formicidae. Bases 106 to 1290 code for a protein of 394 amino acids. Gene Ontology annotation, biological process: detection of chemical stimulus involved in sensory perception of smell; sensory perception of smell. Gene Ontology annotation, molecular function: olfactory receptor activity; odorant binding. Gene Ontology annotation, cellular component: plasma membrane. The transcript has 9 exons.